Molecule: messenger RNA, 1878 nt
Organism: Dentiscutata erythropus
Lineage: Eukaryota; Fungi; Glomeromycota; Glomeromycetes; Diversisporales; Gigasporaceae
Source: the annotation of a GenBank genome assembly
AUGUCUGAAGAUAGCGAUUCAACAGCAGUGUAUACCGACUUAGCACCUAUUAUUAAUGAUGGAAUAGAAAUAGUUGAGACCAUCGUUACCGCCAACCAAUUCAUUCCUUUAUUGCGAGAAAUAUCAGAGUUUGCUAGUAGACUCUUAGAACUUUAUCAAAAUGCAAAAUAUAAUAGAAGAAUUUGUGGUGUGUUAAUGGUCAGAAUACAGUCAGCUCUUGCAAUUGAAGAAUUUAUUAAAAAAAUUCAAAACAUUAAUAAUUUUAGAUUAUUUUUUCAAUCAAAUUCCAUCAAACAAGAAUUUGAAGAGCUUACUAAUGAUUUCGAUGGUUAUAUGAGGUCAUUAAAUUUUACAAUGAUUAUCGAUAUGAAACAACAAUCAAAAAGAGACCUUGAUUCGAUAAAUAAAGAUACUAAUGAUGUGAAAGAGAUUAAAUCAAAUGAUAGUGAAUUAUUACAAAAAAUUAACAUAUCCGUACAAAAUAUUGAAAACUUUACGAGAAUUAGAAAUGCAUUUGAAAGUCGAGAUAAACAAGUACUUAUCCGUGAAGAAAUUAGUGCAAAUGCAUGUCUUAAUCUUGAUGAUUUUACUGUUAAUGAAGAAACUCCAAUUCGUGGAAAAGUUCGAAAAUGGCAUUACAAACCUUUCGGAGAGUAUGAAGUAGCUCUUAAAGAAUUAGAGUUAAAUAAACAAAAGCCUGAAAGGCUUGAUCUCCAAAUUGGUAUUUUGAAAACUAUUAAUGAAUCACGAGAUAUUAUUCAGUAUCUUGGUCUUGUUACAAUGAAUUCUAAGCAGUAUCUCGUUACCGAAUGGGCUGAAUAUGGAACCUUACGUGAAUAUUAUGAAAAGAAAAAUCCUGAUAUCACGGUUAGAUCUAGACUUGCCAUGGAAAUUGCACGUGGAUUAAAUUAUCUUGAAGCUUAUAAAAUAUAUCACCAUGAUGUUCGAAGUGAAAAUAUAUUAAUUGAUUAUCUUGAACGUGCAAAGAUCACAAAUUUCGAAUUGAGUCGUGUGUUUAGUGAAGCUGUGAGUAAGAGUAUUGAUGUUAGCAUGGAUAACGUACGAUAUAUGGCUCCUGAAAAAAUUAAAGAUCGUAAAAAUGUACGAUAUAACUCAAAAUGCGAGGUUUUCAGCUUCGGGAUGCUUUUAUGGGAACUUGCGGAACAAAAAGUUCCAUUUGCUGAUACUGGGCUUACAAUACUCGCAAUAAGUCAAUUAAUAGUAGACAACACAAUGAAUUUAAAAUUUUCAAGUAAGGACGUACCAGAAAGAUGGAAAGAUCUUGUAUAUGAUGCUACUUGUUUUAGACCCAGAGACCGUCCAGAAAUGAAAGAAGUACUUAGAAAAAUUAGGAAGAUAAAUGAAUCGAUUAAUACAACCACUACCGAUGAAUCAAAAUCAUCAGGUGAUUUAUCAUUAGAAGAAGCAAUUGAACAGACAAAACUUAAAAGUGGAUCUAAAGAUAGAGCUUGGAAAUCCAUCGUUAAAUAUUCAGAAUUAAAUGAUUUAACAGCAAAAUAUUGGAAAGGACAUUAUCUUUAUCAUAAAGUAAUUAACUUUCAAUACUCUGAUGAGGAAAGAACCAAACUUGCUGUUAAAUCAUUUAAAGAAGCUGCAGAUGGGGCGAAUCUUAAGGAAGCCCAAUAUAUGUAUGCAUCAUGUAUUUAUAAGGAAGAUCCGAUCACAGCGAUAGAAUACUAUGAAAAAGCUGCUGAGCAAAGUCAUACAGCCGCGAUGCAUAAUUUAGGUUUAUUAUAUUAUUAUGGCAAAAAAAUUGACGUAGACCAAGAAAAGGGUAUAUAUUGGUUCAGGAGAGCUGCAGAUGGAGAUUUGGAAGCUUCUAUUAACUUUUGUAAGAAAAAUGGAAUUACUCUUUAA